Molecule: messenger RNA, 4754 nt
Organism: Mustela lutreola (European mink)
Lineage: Eukaryota; Metazoa; Chordata; Mammalia; Carnivora; Mustelidae
Gene: ZNF12
Product: zinc finger protein 12
Biological process (GO): regulation of transcription by RNA polymerase II
Molecular function (GO): DNA-binding transcription factor activity, RNA polymerase II-specific; RNA polymerase II cis-regulatory region sequence-specific DNA binding
Source: RefSeq, a predicted model, not a curated record
CGUCCCAGUGUCUGAGGGGUGCCCCCCUUCCAGCCGGGCCGGCACCCAGCGAGCGUGGGGCUGUGCGGGCGCGGGUCCUCGCGGAGGCUCGAGCGGGGACCCCCGAGCGCGAGCCCCGGAGCCCGCGGGCUGGGCCGGAGGGGCCGGACGGUGGCGGCGGCAAGGACGCAGGGCGGCGAGGCCCCGGCCCGGCCAGUCUGCUUCCGAAUCGGGGCCCGGGAGGGUCGUCGGCCCGAAGUGAGUUUGCCCUGUAGGCCCAGAGCCGGCUCACCGGGAACGGCAGCCCUGGCGGGCGGAGGAGGAGCCACCCCCGUCCCGGAGUCCUCUGGAGCCUCGGGGCAGCUCGGCGUGUCCCGACGGGGUCUGCCUCCACUUUCACUGUCCUUCCUGUUUUUCCAAGAUCAGCAGAAAAUGAGUAAAUCUUUGGGGCCAGUGUCAUUCAGGGACGUGGCCGUGAACUUCACCCAGGAGGAGUGGCAGCAGCUGGAGCCCGAGCAGAAGACCACGUACCGGGAUGUGAUGCUGGAGAACUACAGCCAUCUCGUUUCCGUGGGCUGUCACAUUAUCAAACCGGAAGUUAUCAUCAAGUUGGAGCAAGGAGAAGAGCCAUGGAUAGUAGAAGGAGAAUUCCUACCACAGAGUUACCCAGGAGAAGUCUGGAAAGCUGACGUUCUGGGAGAGAGAGUCCAGGAAAAUGAAAGCAAAUAUUCAAGACAAGCCGUAUCCAACAACAAAACCCUGAUUGAAGAGAGAGGUAAUGUUCUUGGUAAGACUUCUAAUGCGGAAACGAAUCCCAUUCCUUCAAGAAAAAUGUCCUAUAAAUGUGACUCAUGUGAAAAGAGUUUGAAAUCUAUUUCAGAAUAUAUUAGUAGUGAUGGCAGCUAUGCAAGAAUGAAGCCUGAUGAAUGUAGUGCAUGUGGGAAACCACUUCCCCAGAUUAAACUUGAGAAAACUCAUCCGGGAGAUGAGUCUUACGAAUUUAAUCAAAAUGGGGACGCUUAUAGUCUAAAUGAAGAAAGUAUUUAUCACAACAUUAAUAUUUUGGAGAAACCCUUUGAAUAUAUUGAAUGCCAGAAAGCCUUUCAGAAGGAUACAGUUUUUGUUAAUCACAUGGAGGAGAAGCCCUAUAAGUGGAAUGAAUCUGAAAUAGCCUUUCUGCAAAUGUCCAACCUCCGCGUACACGAGAGGUCUCACAUGGAGCUGAAGCCCUAUGAAUGCAACGCGUGCGGGAAAUCCUUCUGUAAGAAGUCAAAGUUCAUCAUCCAUCAGAGGACUCACACAGGAGAGAAACCUUAUGAAUGUAAUCAGUGUGGGAAAUCCUUCUGCCAGAAGGGAACCCUCACUGUCCAUCAGCGCACACACACCGGGGAGAAGCCCUACGAAUGUAACGAAUGUGGGAAAACCUUCUACCAGAAGUUACACCUCAUUCAGCAUCAGAGAACUCACUCAGGAGAGAAGCCCUAUGAAUGUAGUUACUGUGGGAAAUCCUUCUGCCAGAAGACACACCUCACACAACACCAGAGAACGCAUUCAGGAGAGAGACCCUACGUUUGUCACGACUGUGGAAAAACCUUCUCCCAGAAGUCCGCACUUAACGACCAUCAGAAAAUCCACACGGGUGUGAAACUCUACAAGUGUAACGAGUGUGGGAAGUGCUUCUGCCGCAAGUCUACACUCACCACACAUCAGAGGACCCACACUGGAGAGAAGCCCUACGAAUGUAACGAGUGCGGGAAAUUCUUCUCGCGGUUGUCCUAUCUCACUGUACACUACAGGACGCAUUCGGGAGAGAAGCCCUAUGAGUGUAACGAGUGUGGGAAAACCUUCUACCUGAACUCGGCUCUCAUGAGACAUCAGCGAGUGCACACCGGAGAGAAACCGUACGAAUGUACCGAGUGUGGAAAACUCUUCUCUCAGCUGUCGUACCUCACUAUACACCACAGAACCCAUUCAGGAGUGAAACCCUACGAAUGUAACGAGUGCGGAAAGACCUUUUACCAGAACUCAGCCCUUUGCCGACAUCGGAGGAUACAUAAAGGAGAGAAGCCCUACGAAUGUUACAUAUGUGGAAAGUUCUUCUCUCAGAUGUCAUACCUCACCAUACACCAUCGAAUUCAUUCAGGAGAGAAGCCCUAUGAAUGUAACGAGUGUGGGAAAACCUUCUGCCAGAAUUCAGCCCUUAAUAGACAUCAGAGGACACAUACAGGAGAGAAAGCCUACGAAUGUUACGAGUGUGGGAAGUUCUUCUCUCAGAUGUCCUAUCUCACCAUCCACCACCGGAUCCAUUCGGGAGAGAAGCCCUUUGAAUGUAACGAAUGUGGAAAAGCCUUCUCUCGGAUGUCCUACCUCACUGUUCACUACAGGACUCACUCCGGAGAGAAGCCCUACGAAUGUAACGAGUGUGGGAAGAAAUUCUACCACAAAUCAGCCUUCAAUAGCCAUCAGAGGAUUCAGGAGAGGGAAUGUGAGUGUUCUGGAUGUGGGGAGGCUUCUCUGAAGUCAGAGAACCUUUCCGUGUGGUAAGUGGGAGAUGCCUGCUGACGUGCGUCAGCGCUCACACGGGUGUUGUGCUCAAGGCUUUGUGUUAGUCAGACUCGAGGCCUAAAAGUUCACAGGGUAGGAACCACAACUGUAACAAGACCACAGCACUUGUUGGAUUCCAGACUCUACAGGGAUCAACGUUCGUAAGCAUUCAGAACGAGUAUGCAUUUCACCGUGGACUCAGACUGUUUUACACAUCAGGGAAUUCAUACCAAGGGAAAAAAUCUCUCCGUUUUAAAGAAGGCGGGAAACCUACUCCUUUGGAAAUUAUCCGUAUUAAAUGUUACGUUUCUGACGUAGUAUCAAGCUUCUUGAAAACAAAAAUACAGACGAUAAAGAUACUUGUGUAAAUAGAAGCUGUGAAAGCGGCGACAGCGAUCCGGACCACAGCGUAUCAACCUCACACUCACACGGGAGCGGCUCCUGGGCAUGUAGGGCUUAGGUUUCUGAGGGGUUUUCAGUCUCUGUGCUUGCUUUUUAGGGUGCUGCAUUACAGGAAGUGUAUGUUCAGUUUGAAUCCUGUUUGGAAAGCCACUGUAUCCUUAUUAGAAUAAUUCGGAAGAUGCAGUAAGAUUAUCCAUUUUAAGCUCCACCGUGUUCGUAUCCCAAUACCCUGAAACGGUCACCAUGCUGACAUCUGAUAGUCUCAAGUACACUGCUUCUCGUACACUUGCCUGGCAUUUUUAAAUGUUUUUGAUCGCUGUUAACGAACAGAGUCUUCUGUAAAGAAGCCAGUGUUUUUUAUAAUGUGUUCAGCUGUAUCUGAGUCAGCAAGAGUUAGAAAUUCACACAUACAAUAGAGAAGUGCAUAGAUAACUUUAAGUUGUUAAUGCCAGACAUUUCCAGUAGUAUGAAGCACCUGUAGUAUUCAUUGUACUCUAUAAUUAUAUUUACUUUAAAUAUUUAAGUACUUAAGGUAUUUCCAUUUGUAUCAGUUUUUUCCAUCUGUUUUAUUUGGAUGCUGACAUAAGUGUGGAGAACAUACAUACUAUGUAACUUAGGAAUUUUCUGUAUUUUUAUUUGAUAGGAUAGUAUUUUUAAAUAUCGUGCUCUAUUCCUUCUGAACGACCUCUUCCUAUGGGUUUGUGGCAGACGAUGCUGAGUGACCCUGGUCACUCCUUACUGUUCGCUAGCAGAAUUUGGGGCUCCAUUUCUCCUCGUGGAAUGGGGGGGAGUUCCUGACUAGUUUCAACUAAUAAUGAUAAUCCCUUUCUCACUGCCAGCAAUUGGUUUAGAAUGGUCGAAGAACCCAGCUCUGUGCAGAUAAACAGGAGAUAUCUGACAGGUUAUUUCUGGAAAAGGUUCCCUUGAAGAUUCCAGGAAAGAACCGUGCAGGGUGAAGCAUCUGUUGUGGACCGUUGCCUUUGCUGCGUGUGAUGCCCGGCUGUGCCCUUCAGCACAGAAUUAGAGUCUAAGUGUGGCAGAGCAGAAGGACGGGGAGAUUUGGGGACCCGGUCAUGGCAGAACCCUGACCUGCCCAGCCGCGCGGCUCCUCGGCCCCUGGACUGCUGCUUCGGUUGUAGACGAAAUUUACUUUGGAGCCAGUUGGUUUAGGCUGCUGUGUUACGGACAGCUGAAGACACAGAGCUGUACCUUUGUAGGAAUUAUGCAGUUGAGAAGGACUUGAGGUAAAUCGCCAGUUUAGAAGUACGGAUAGAGAUUGGUCUUAUUUUCUGUAAAUUUUGAUGUAAAUAGUUUGAGCACUACAAACCAACUUAAAACAAUUAAAUGUGUAUGUUUCCUCAAAUGGUUACAUCAUUGACAGAAGAACCCUUAGAGCCCAAUAAUGAUGUCAGAUACGCCUUCCUUUUUACAAUGCAUGACAUUAAAUCUUGUUUAGGUUGAUUUAUGUUAUUCACGGAUCAUCGCUCCACUGCUGGUUCACAGUAUAUGGUGUGGCGGUAAGGACCUUUGCUUUCCAGUGGUCAGCCUGAUAGCCUGUAUGUGAAUGCCAGCCCUGCACAUGGAGGUGAAAUGCCAUAUUUUUCAUGUGUUGGGAUCAUUUGUGACACCGGUUUUUGUUGCUCAGCACAUAUUCUUUAGCACACUGUGCGUUUGCUACAUAACUGGGAUGGAAAAGCUGGUAGAUCGUGUAUAUUGGUGUAGGAAAAUAUAUUCAUGGUAUAUUUGUUGAAAUAUCUACAAAGAUUUCCCAGUUUGUCCUCAUAGCUUAAAUACACAGUAUGCAUUUUAAGUAAAAUAUUUAAAAAGUG